AUGGCGGCAGCGAUGCGGGCGCGGAGGGCGGGCGCGAGGAGCGGCGCGGCGCGGCGCCCGGGGGCCGGGCGGGCGGGGCGCGAGGCUGCCGCCAGCCGCCCGGAGCCGCUGUCCACUGCUGAAGCUUCGGCCGCCGGCGCCGCGCUGCCGGCCUGGAUGCGGCUCUACUUCUACGGGAUGCACGGGAUCACCCUGGACGUGCUGGUCUCGGCCCGGCGCUUCGCUCGCAGCCCGGACCUCCGGAUGCUGGGGUUCUCCUCGCCCUACCGCUGCCUGCUGCACUCGCUCACCCACUUCGCCCUGGAGAAGGUCUACCUGCAGCGGCCGCGCUGCCCCAGCGCCUUCGUCUUCAACUUCCUGGUCUACCCGUCGGCCCACGUGGCGCUGCAGACCCUGGCGCCUGCGCGGCGCGCGGGCGCGGCGGGGCCGGGCGCGGCGGCCGGGCCGCUGCGCUGGGCGCUGCAGUACGUGCUGGCGCUCUACCACGGCCAAGUGUUCCUGACGCGCUUCCUGCGCCUGCGGUACCGGCGGCCGCCCGAGCUGCGGCCCCAGCCCUGGCCGCGCGCGCCCCCCGCCGCCCCGGGCGCAGGUGGCCGGCGACGGCCGCCGCGAGGCACGGGGGCGUCGGCGGGGCCCCCGCUCGCGGGCUGCCGGACCCGCUCCGCUCUCCUCUUCUUCGGGAUGCACGGCUUCCUGGAUGAGAUCUUCUUCACCUUCUUCUUCAACUUGCUGGGGCAGGCGCACGGGCCGGCCAGCGGCCACACGUCGCUCUGGUCCUUCUUUAUGUACGGCAGCUGCAGCCUCGCGGUGGAGAGACUCUACUUCCACCUGCGCCGGAGCCGCGGCUGGAGCGCCUGGAGGCGGGUGCGCGUGUACGUGACCUUCAUCUACGCGUGGGAGCUGAGCUGGGGCCUGGGCCUCCGCACGUGCGGCGCUUGCUCCUGGGACUAUUCUCACUACCCGCUCAAUUUCAUGGGCCUCAUCACCCUCAUGUAUUUACCUGGUUGGAUAUUCCUUAGUGUGUACCAGGACCUACUUUUCAACGUGUUGUGGCGGGUUCAGUACAUACCGACUAUCUAA
Molecule: messenger RNA, 1080 nt
Organism: Nyctereutes procyonoides (raccoon dog)
Lineage: Eukaryota; Metazoa; Chordata; Mammalia; Carnivora; Canidae
Gene: TMEM229A
Product: transmembrane protein 229A
Source: RefSeq, a predicted model, not a curated record